CUUAUUAAUGCAUUGGUUUGCUUCCUGAUAGCCUUUGCAUUAGUAGUGCCUGCUGCUGUGAUUUAUUACAACCAUUUGGAUGCCACCGUUAUGAUGAUCGUCAGAUACGUGAUUGGCGAAAUUCGAAAUCUCGAGUAUUACCUUAAAGUUUAUGUUACAUUUGAAAGCAAUGCAGGGAACUACUUUUUUGGAAUUAUCACAGGAAUUGUGUACCAUCAUUUCAACAGUAAAGGAAAAAAGUUAGAGAGCAUAAAGAAUUUCAAUGCAAUGUUCCUGUUGGCAGUGGCAUUCUUCAUCAAGAUGAACGUCCUGACGGUAUGUCUUCCUCGGGACCACCUCGCAGAACCGUCGCUACUUCUCGCCCUCUACGGAUCGCUUUUGAAAGCAUCUUGGGGCAUUCUGGCAUGCUUCCUGAUGUUCUAUCUCACCUUCCGGCCCCGUAAUCUGUUUGCGUCGUUUCUACAGCAUCCAGUAAUGUUGGUGCUAUCCAAAUUAUCCUACUCUUCGUAUGUCGUCCAAUAUACGGUGGUUUAUGCGAUCUACCGCAAUGUCACCACUCCGCUAAUGAGCAACGCCUUUACCACGAUAUUAUUUACAUCCGCCGUAGUAUUCAUCACGCUUUUCGUUGGCUUCCUACUCCACGUUUGCAUCGAAGUGCCUGUCAUGACUUUAUGCAAACCGCUUCUUGCGCCACAGCGUACAAACUUUCCAGUUUCACCGACUGAAGAGCAUCUUAUUGAAAAUAAGGCCAAGACUGAUAUCAAAGAUUUGAGUAAAUGAUCUUUAUAAGAUACACAAGAUAUACGUACCUUAAAUUCGAAAGAAAUAAUAUUUCUGCAAGU
This is a messenger RNA of Aedes aegypti (yellow fever mosquito), 842 nucleotides long. RefSeq lists its product as uncharacterized. The coding region runs from base 91 to 780 and encodes 229 amino acids. NCBI's taxonomy places the organism in Eukaryota, Metazoa, Arthropoda, Insecta, Diptera, Culicidae. The transcript is spliced from 5 exons. The record is from RefSeq and is a predicted model, not a curated record.